Molecule: messenger RNA, 252 nt
Organism: Sporisorium graminicola
Lineage: Eukaryota; Fungi; Basidiomycota; Ustilaginomycetes; Ustilaginales; Ustilaginaceae
Exons: 3
Coding region: 1-252 (83 amino acids)
Cellular component (GO): intracellular membrane-bounded organelle; endoplasmic reticulum membrane
Molecular function (GO): heme binding
Source: RefSeq, a predicted model, not a curated record
AUGUCGAAGCAGGUCGAUCUGAACGAGCUCAAGAACCACAAGUCCGAGGACUCGGCUUGGACCGUUGUCGAAGGCAAGGUCUACGAUGUCACCGGCUUCCUUGACGACCACCCGGGCGGAAAGAAGAUCCUGCUCAAGAACUGCGGCAAGGAUGCCACCGAGGCCUUCUGGACUUACCACAGCGAGAAGAUUCUCGAAAAGGUUGCCGCCGAAUACCACAUUGGAGAGUUCAAAGACUCUGCUAAGCUCUAG